AUCAAAACAGGUGCGAGCAGCUGAACAAAAUUUGAUUCGUUUUUCAAUUGCGAAAAGAAGAAGGACGUAUAUUUGUUUGGAGCCAAUGCUCGCGUCGGCCGCAGAGGUCACCGCGUCCGACACUUGAGUCCCGAUGGCGAUGACGUGCCGCGGUCUGCUGUCGCGGCCGCUGCGCCUCGCGGACAGCCUCCUCAGGUCGUCUGCUCGAUUCGGCAGACGAAGCCUCACCACCACCACGGGCACCCUCGAGGAAGCCUACCAGAGGACUAAAGAACUGUGUCUUUCCAAAAAACUGCCGCGAGAUGUGAAGCCAGAAGCUGUGUUUGCCUGCAACGAACUCGACCUGGGGGAGGUGAAUGUCUACGGCUUUGACUACGACUACACCCUGGCGUGCUACAAGCCAUCCCUGGACGACCUUCUCUACGAACUCGGAAGAACAAAUCUGAUCAACAAAUUUAAGUACCCGAAAGAGAUCGCCGAUUUGAAGUACAUCCCGAAUUUCGCGGUGCGCGGUCUGCACUACGACAUCGAAAAGGGUCUUCUGCUCAAGCUCGAUUCGUUCCUGCAAAUCCAGUUGGGCUCGGUGUACCGCGGGCUGUCGCCGGUGUCGGACGAAGAGGUGCUCGAGCUGUACAAAAACCGGAUCAUCCCGAUCGCCUACGUCGAAGGGACCAAGAACAGCGCCCAGGUUGACACCCUCGACUACGUUUUCGGUCCUCUGGGCGUGAAGACCAAAAUGGUGCAGCUGGCAGACCUGUUCUCAGUGCCUGAAAUGUUGCUUUUGUGCCAAGUGGCCGAGUUCUUUAGAGCGCACAGUUUAGACUACCACCCCGAGAUCCUGUUUCACGAUGUUAAGACUGCGGUGCAAGGAGCUCAUCCCAUAAUGCACAAGAUCGUCGCGGAAAACGUGACCGAGUAUUUGGAGUGCAAUCCCAACAUUCGCCGAUACUUCCAGCACCUGGCCGCGAACGGCAAGAAGCUCUUCCUCGUCACCAACAGCCCCUUCCAUUUUGUAGACAAAGGAAUGCGCUACAUUGUUGGCAACGACUGGAAAAACUUCUUUGACGUGACCAUCGUGCAAGCUAGGAAACCAAAGUUUUUCACCGAUGAGUCAAGGCCCAUUCGGCUUUACGACACCGUCAGUCGCACGCAGCUGUGGGACAGAGUAACAAGACUGGAAAAAGGAAAAAUCUACUUUGAGGGCACAAUCAACCAGCUGCAGGACAUGACUGGUUGGAAAGGCCACCAGGUCCUCUACUUCGGAGACCACCCUUACAGUGACCUGGCUGACGUCACUCUGCAGCACGGCUGGCGCACCGGAGCCAUCAUCAGCGAACUUGAUCAUGAAAUCAAAACUCUGAACAACGAGAAAUUCAAAAAAGACGUGAACUGGUUGCAAAUGCUGACGCAGCUGAUCGAGGACUGCCAGGACCGCGAGGGCAAGGAGGCGGAGGCAACCCUGCAGCAGUGGAUGCAAGAGAGGGACAUGCUCAGCCAGAAGACAAAGACGGUGUUCAACAAGCAGUUCGGAAGCGUCUUCCGCACUUAUCAAAAUCCGAGCUACUUUUCGAGGCGGCUCUUCCGCUUCGCAGACAUCUACACCUCCAGCAUCAGCAAUCUGAUGCAUUACUCUGCCUCUCACACUUUCUACCCCCGCCGGGGAGUCAUGCCUCACGAGUACACAUCUUACUUUGUUUAGAUUCAUGGGUUUUUGUGAUUCAAUCAGAAUAAUGAAAGGCCGUGAUUGGAUUAAUCAAACUUCUGCUUCUAGUGAUUUCUUUUAAAUAAUCAAAAAUUGCUAGUGUUGUGUUCAAAUCGUAACAUUUUGUGAUUUUUUCCUUCAAGGAAGGGUAAAUAAACCCGACUGAAUGUUGAA
Molecule: messenger RNA, 1876 nt
Organism: Cloeon dipterum
Lineage: Eukaryota; Metazoa; Arthropoda; Insecta; Ephemeroptera; Baetidae
Gene: Nt5c
Product: 5' nucleotidase C
Exons: 10
Coding region: 134-1699 (521 amino acids)
Molecular function (GO): 5'-nucleotidase activity
Source: RefSeq, a predicted model, not a curated record